UACAAUUUUAGCAGCGUUUUGCAGAAAGGGCGACGUUGUUUGUCCGCAAAGCUGUAUAUUGUGUAGGGUAGCAAGCGCCAUACAGGCCACAACGUGCAGCCCAUUUGUGGACAAGUAAUAAGAAUUCCACCAUGUGCUGCACUUACACCGUUGCCGCAACACAUUGGUUCUUUAAGCUUCAGGUUUUGGACGUGGGCUAGUAAGAUUACUGAAUUGUGCAAAAAAGGUCAAGGUGCUUACCUGGCAUUCGGAAAAUGGAUUCGCAAAGUGGACUGGCGCUAGUUAUCUUGGCAGUUGUUAUGUUCACCAUCUGGUUACGAUCACGCCUACAGAUAUUAAGCACAUUUCGCAUAAUGGGCAUACCAGGACCAAAACCAUCGCUUUUAAGUACCAAUGUCAAGGAGGUAUGGAGAGAAAAGAAACCGUGGGUAGUCAUCGAUGAAUGGACCAAAGAAUACGGCAAAAUUUUUGGAUGCUUCCCAAUGGGAAUACGCCCCAUUUUGGUUAUUAGUGAUACUUCUAUUCUGCAAGAGAUACUGGUCACCAACUUCUCAAAUUUUCGCAACCGCCCAGCAUUAGGUCCGCCUCGUCCUGAGCCCGGAGCAAGCACAUUAACAAGCCUUCGAGGUGAAAGAUGGAAACGGGUCCGAAAUGUCAUAUCACCCACAUUUAGCGCGAAAAAAGUCCGACAGACGGCCGGAAGCAUGCACAAUGCUGCCAGUACCUUAAUAACCUUGUUGAAAGACAAGAGCAAAAAGCCAAACCCUUUUGACAUAUAUCAAAUGUUUCAAGCAUUGACUCUGGAUGUUAUUGCGCAAGCCGCGUUUGCCUUACAAGUCAAUAGUCAGACCGAUCCCGAUGACGCUUUACUUACGAUGUGCCGCGGCGUGUUCAAGUCGAUUUUCACGCCCGCGUUAAAGAUACUCUUAUUGUUUCCAGAGCUGGGUGCUGCGGCUAAGCUGAUGCACAAAAAAUCUGACUCAUCGAAACAUCAGUUUUGCGUCCUGACACACAUGAAAAAAGUUUUCCACGAACGUCGUAAAAAUCCCGGCAUCAAGAACAACGACAUGAUUCAGCUGAUGAUGGACGCCGCCGAUCACAUCCGCAUUAACAUGCCGAUUAACACAGCACUGCAUUCUACCAGUCCGAUGAGUAUCAUCGGGGAUAAACCAGAAUACGUGAUACACGAAAAAACCCCACAACCACUGCAAAGCGCACGGUAUCUAACAGAAAACGAACUGAUAGCCAACUGUUUUGUCUUCCUGCUGGCCGGCUACGAAACAACGGCCAAUGCGCUGGCCUUCACCACAUUUCUGCUGGCCAAACAUCAGGACGUACAGGAACGCCUGUACCGCGACAUAGUGGCAACGGUGGGUGAACAGCCAGGAACGGAAUUCGACGAGCAUUUUCCAUCGUGCCGGAUACCGUAUUUGGAUGCUGUUAUAAAAGAAUCUUUGCGCAUGUAUCCGCCAAUUACUGGAUUCGUUAUGCGCGAGUGCGCUGAAACCUGCACAAUAAAUGGCUUAGAGAUACCGGCUGGGAUGGCUAUUCACAUCCCGGUCUGGACUCUGCACCACGAUGCCGAACUGUGGCCGAAUCCAUCGCAGUUCAAUCCUGACCGGUUCAUGCCGGAUAACGUCAGUGCCAUACAGGAGAUGGCCUUUAUGGCCUUUGGAGAAGGACCAAGAAACUGUAUUGGAAUGAGUUUUGCAAUGAUGGAAAUUCGGAUUACACUUGUGCAAAUUCUUCAAAGAUUUCGAAUCGAAAAUAUUGUCGGACAGGAAAACCUGGAACUGCAAAGUCCGUUUGUAACAAUGAAUCCGAGCAAUGGAGUUUUUGUCCGAUUGGAGCGACGCCAACCAACUGCAGAUGACACCGUAUAAAAGCAAUAUAUUUAAGAACAUAAUUUUGUUUUACUAGUUGCCAUUUGGCACUAGCAUUACUUGACGGUUAUUUUGACCGGUGGUAAUUCGGUGUGAUUGUUAAAUUGGCAAUAAAUGUUACUAUAAACGUUUUACAUUAGAGAAUACUUUGGCACAACAUAUAAUUUACAAAUGUAUUAUGUUUUGAUCAAUAAAAUCAGCUUUCGU
Molecule: messenger RNA, 2090 nt
Organism: Paramacrobiotus metropolitanus
Lineage: Eukaryota; Metazoa; Tardigrada; Eutardigrada; Parachela; Macrobiotidae
Product: thromboxane-A synthase-like
Exons: 11
Coding region: 255-1883 (542 amino acids)
Molecular function (GO): monooxygenase activity; oxidoreductase activity, acting on paired donors, with incorporation or reduction of molecular oxygen; heme binding
Source: RefSeq, a predicted model, not a curated record